This is a messenger RNA of Perkinsus marinus ATCC 50983, 879 nucleotides long. RefSeq names its product voltage and ligand gated potassium channel, putative. Lineage: Eukaryota; Perkinsozoa; Perkinsida; Perkinsidae. The transcript is spliced from 9 exons. The coding region runs from base 1 to 879 and encodes 292 amino acids. The record is from RefSeq and is a predicted model, not a curated record. Gene Ontology annotation, molecular function: protein binding; voltage-gated potassium channel activity. Gene Ontology annotation, biological process: potassium ion transport.
AUGUUGACUUAUGAUGAGAGCAGAUCUCAAUAUAGGGCUAAACUGAAGGACGCAAUGAGGUAUAUGAAUAAACACAAGUUAGAAUCGAGUCUGCGCAUACGAGUUCGGAACUUUCUGCAUCAGCUGUUCGAAAAUCAAACUAAUCUGGAAUCCCGUCGGGCAUUGGUGGAGUUCUUGCGGACUAGUGAAAGUCUACAACGGGACGUUUAUGUUGGCCUGAUGGGAAAGAUGCUCAAACGUUACUCGUGGUUCAAGGACUUGUCGCAUGAGAUACUCGGAAAGGUAUGCUCAGUAUGUGAAGACCUCUACUAUGCUCCAACUGAUGUGAUGAUAUAUGCUAAUGAGGAGGCCGACGGCAUGUACUUUGUCGUACGAGGAUCGAUGGACCUAGGGUAUUAUGCAGCUGAGAGAGGCAACUUGGAGAUUAUGAAGCUUCUACUGGAGAAUGAUGCUGACCCGAAUCGAUCAGAGCCGACAACUUUCACUGCACUUUAUGCUGCUAUUAAUAAGGGCCAGAACGAGGCGGUUAAACUCCUUUUGGAGUGGCAAGCAGAUCCUAAUCAAGUUGUGGGAAAUGUUGAUCCUGCUAAGAGAUGUUUUGGAACAUCCCCGUUGGCCGCCGCUAUCAAAAAGGGAUCUUCUGAGCUGGUUGAUGUAUUGUUGGAUACGAGAAGGGUGGCUAUAACUGCCGAAGAGUUCAAGGCGGCCUUUGAUAAAAAGUCGAAGCCCUUCGUCAAGCGAUUGAUGAAAGCGCUAUCACCGGAUUUCCCGGAAAGAUAUCAGACUAUGUGGGAACUCCGCAGCUCUAAUGGAGAGUCGUUGAUUCAGUAUUUUGCCAGGAAAGGAGAUGUAAAGAUUCUCGAGAUGGCUAAGGGGUGA